Molecule: messenger RNA, 870 nt
Organism: Aspergillus aculeatus ATCC 16872
Lineage: Eukaryota; Fungi; Ascomycota; Eurotiomycetes; Eurotiales; Aspergillaceae
Product: endo alpha-1,4 polygalactosaminidase
Exons: 2
Coding region: 1-870 (289 amino acids)
Source: RefSeq, a predicted model, not a curated record
AUGUCGUUCCUUUAUCAAUUCAUUUUUCUGGCCUUGAGUCUAUUCCUGGAAGUCGGCGAGGCCUCGAACAGCAGCAGCAGCAGCAGCAGCAGCAACAGCAGCAACAGCAGCAACAGCAACACCACAAUCUGGCAACCCCAAGUCGGCACAACCUGGCAAAUCAUCCUCACCGACCCCAUCGACCCCAGCACCACCACCACCAGCCCCACCGAAGUCUACGACCUCGACCUCUGGCUCAACGACGCCGCCACCAUCGCCGACCUCCACGCCCAGCACCGCAAAGUAAUCUGCUACUUCUCCGCCGGCAGCUACGAGUCCUACCGCCCGGACAAAGCCGCCUUCCCCCCUUCCACCCUCGGCAAUACGCUGGAUGGCUGGCCCGACGAGAAAUGGCUCGACAUCCGCUCCCCGGACGUACGCAGCGUCCUCGCCGCCCGCCUCGACCUCGCCGCCCAGAAGGGGUGCGACGGCGUCGACCCCGACAACGUGGACGGGUACGAUAACGAUAACGGAUUGGGGCUGACGGCCUCCGACGCGGUGGAGUUUGUCAAAUGGUUGGCGGAGCAAGCCCGCGCGCGCGGGAUGUCGGUGGGAUUGAAGAACGCCGGGGGCAUCAUUCCCGAGGUGAUUACGGAGAUGCAGUGGUGUGUCAAUGAGCAGUGUGUGGAGAUGGGGGAGUGUGAGACUUAUGCCCCGUUUGUGGCCGCGGGGAAGCCGGUUUUUCAUAUUGAGUAUCCUAAUGCUGAGGAGGUGGGGAGGGUGAAGGUUGCGGAGGAGGAGAAGAGUAGGGCGUGUCAGGGGAAUGGGGCGGCGGGGUUUUCGACUGUGUUGAAGAAUUUGGGGCUGGAUGCUUGGGUGGAGGUUUGUUGA